UAUGAAUUUUAUUUCAUCUUCUCCUUUUAAAUAUUUGCCCAUAUAAGUGUUGAGUUGUUUAAUAAAUUCAAAAUUAAUGGACUAGACAUUAAACUUAAAUAAAAUAUUGAAAUAGUGGGAUGAAUGUAUUAGCAAUAAAGAGAUAUUAAAGCGAAUCAAAUAGAAGGCAUCAUAAAAACCUAAGAAUGAAGAAAUUAAAGAAAAGGACAGUAUUAUUCAAAUCAUAAAUGAUCAGUUACAACGUCAGUUGAGUUGGAAAAGCAGAUCUUCUGGAAGUAUUAAUUUUAUCCUUAUUUCCUUAAUAGUUCAAUCUCAGUUUUCUAGACAAUCAAUCAAUUAAGGUAGACCUGCAGGAUCUCCAAGAUAGGAUAGAAUGGAUAGGAUGGGAUCAAGGGUAUCAAUGAUGAGUCCACUCAUUCAUGAAGACAUGAUUAUUAAAAAUGAAUUAAAAAUCAAAUUUGUAUAGAUCCAGCAAUUAGAAAGUUCAUGCAAUAAGUACCAUAUAUUUUUGAGAGAAAUACUUCAAGUUCAAAAAAAAAAAGAUUAUAGAUUUGAAAACUACGAAUACUGCUGAUAAAAUAGAUCUCAUUAAGUCUAUCUAAGAUGAAAACAAACUAAGCUAAAAGUAGUCAAUCAAUUUUUUUAAUUAAGUAGAUUUAGAGUAACCUCAUUAAAUUCAUUACUACUCAUGCCUCCUUAAUCAUGAAGAUGCUGCAUAUUAUGUUAAUUAAUAAUAGCUCUAAAAUUAGAACACUUACGAAAGUGAAGAACUUAUUUAUAGUUAUUUGGAACCCUUUUUGCAAUUCAAUAUCACUUUAGGCUUUAAAUAUAACUUAAAACCUAAAGCUUAAGAAUUCAUAAAAAAAAAUUAGAGUAAUCAUUAAUCUUUGAUACAGAGUAACACUUUUCUUAUGCUUACUCCACUAUUCAAUCGACAGAUGUAUAGAAUUAAAUUAAUUUUUGAUCAAGAGAACGAUAAUGAUUUAAAAGCUUACUAAAAGAAGUCUUUAUCCUAAUUUAUAUAAUUAUUCAAUGACAAAAAUUAUGUAUCAACAUCUUAAGUGCAAUCGUUUAAUAAACUAGUCAACCCCAUAUCCUCUUAACUUUCAAACAAGAAAGUUUAGGAAGAUCUUCAUACAAUGACUCCAAUUACGAUAAUGCUGAACAGUUAGGCUUGUAAAAUUAUUGAAAAUAGCAUCCUUAUAGCGAACCAUAUCAGAUUACUUUUUUCCUUGUCAAAAGUAAUUCUCUUGUAUGAUGCAAAUAAUAAAUCUUUGAUUAUUAUAUAAAACUUGGUUGAUGAACCAAAAUUUGAUUUUUGA
Molecule: messenger RNA, 1322 nt
Organism: Paramecium octaurelia
Lineage: Eukaryota; Ciliophora; Oligohymenophorea; Peniculida; Parameciidae
Source: the annotation of a GenBank genome assembly